Molecule: messenger RNA, 1939 nt
Organism: Echinops telfairi (small Madagascar hedgehog)
Lineage: Eukaryota; Metazoa; Chordata; Mammalia; Afrosoricida; Tenrecidae
Gene: TMEM196
Product: transmembrane protein 196
Exons: 3
Coding region: 6-596 (196 amino acids)
Source: RefSeq, a predicted model, not a curated record
GGAGGAUGUGCACCAGCGGCCAGAUUAUUGGAAGCCUCUUGGUGCUGUCCGUGCUGGAGAUAGGGCUGGGGUUGUCCAGCGUGGCCGUGGGAGCGGUCAGCUUCAGCCUGGCUCUCCGACAGCACAAGCCGCAGCUCGGAGACUCGUCCCCGGUAUGGAGCGGGGUGUGUUUUCUUCUUUGUGGGAUAUGCGGAAUCUUGUGCGCCAAAAAGAAAUCAGGACUGGUUAUGAUCCUCUUCUCGGCCUGCUGCAUCUGUGGACUCAUCGGAGGCAUCCUGAAUGUCCAGUUCCUUCGGGCAGUCACCAAGAGAACGUCGUCCCUCUACCCCCUGCACCUCGCCUCCAUGUCCCUCGCCUGCAUCGGGAUCGGGGGCUGCACCCUCUCAUCCUGGCUCACUUGUCGGCUAGCCAGCUAUGAACAGAGGAGAAUGUUCUCAGAAAGAGAGCAUUCGCUGCAUCACUCUCAUGAAAUGGCUGAGAAAGUGAGUUUUGGACCUGUCCCCCCCGCACUGCUGUCAUGUGAGGAAGGCUGCCUUAGAGGAGAACUUCAGGAAUGUGAUUGGAAGAGAAGUGUGGUCUGUCUGUAUGAAGACUAGUAUUAUGUUUGUUUUUUCUCUACAAUUCCUAGGUACACCUAUUUCCAACACAAUCCUCGUCUAUUCAAAAACCAUGUUCCUCAAAUAGCAUGUCAUAAAAUAUUGAAUGCCUUAUGAAUAUGGGUUUCUAUGUAUUAUACUGAGAGGAAAGAUACACAAACUAAAGAGAUGCUCUACUCAUUAAUGCCAGUUUUAAAAAUCAGAUGAAUUCCCUUUUCAAUUAAUAGUGCCAGGUUUAGAAAUCGGAUGAAUUCCCCUUUGUAGCUCACCCCCUGGACUUGCAAGUAGAUGUAUUUGAUUAUGUAAAUUGGAUCUUCAAGCAUAAAUGGGGCUUUUUAAGAGGGAAACAAAAGCCUUGCCUAUCAGUGCAGAUAUUGAAGUACACAUAAAGCUUCAUUUAAUUCAAAUUUAAAUGGCCUGCAUAUUUGGAUAGCCAUGCCUGUACUCUCAGAAGCACUGGUGUCAAGUUAAGAGAUUGGCGGCUAACUGAAAGGUUGGCAGUUCAAACCCACCGGUGACUCCAUGGGGCAAAGAUGAGUCAUCUCUUCAGUAAAGAUGACGGCCUUGGAAACCCCAGGGGGCAGUUCCACUCUGCCCUGUAGGGUCGCUCUGAGUUGGAAUUGACUCAGUUCUAAGAGGUUUGGGUUUGGUGUUUUGCCUGUACUUCAAACAGUGGUUCUCCCGUAAUUGCUUCGUGAACCUCAUUUGAACAGGGAGCUGCAGUAAUUACAGAAAAGGGCACACGAUGACAUAGUAAACUCUCUGUGUUCUAACAUUCCGCAAACAUUUCUUUAAUUCCUUGCUAUUGGGUCUUUUAAGACAAUGAUAAAGAAAUCAGUAAAAUAAACCCACUGAGCUCACGACAUUAUAAUUUGCCGCACGACAUGGAAAUAAAACCACUUAAACCCAGAGUCGGGGGAAAGGUAGCAGGAGUUGCCACACACUUUUUAGAAGCUGAUAUUGAGGAAAAAAUAUUGAUUCUGUGAUUUCAUGUGUGUCCGAUUUCUUAGACAAACUAGACCUCCAAAUGAGGGGCGUGGCUGUGACUCAGUAGCUCCAGGAGAGUAAUUUUACGUAGGUAGUUAUGCGUGUGUCCUUGCAAAAGAGUUAAAGGCAGGAAUUCGUUAGCAUAGCUGCUAGGUUGAAGAAAUGGAUUGUUAAAAAGAGAUGUUCGCCAGGUAUGUGCUUGGAUAGUGACUCUUUUGUGCUCUAUUUUUUUCUACUAGCAUGUCAUUGGCUUUUUGUGUAUAUGUUGGUACAAUAUUUAUUGUAUGAUUGUUAUAUUUAUAUUAGAGAUUGAGGGCUAUUGAAAUAACCGACUUGCCCAGCUGUCCGGUGGUGCC